Molecule: messenger RNA, 1389 nt
Organism: Ogataea parapolymorpha DL-1
Lineage: Eukaryota; Fungi; Ascomycota; Pichiomycetes; Pichiales; Pichiaceae
Product: Membrane protein TMS1
Exons: 1
Coding region: 1-1389 (462 amino acids)
Cellular component (GO): membrane
Source: RefSeq, a predicted model, not a curated record
AUGAAUUCACAGCUAAAUCCACUUGCCGGCACAUUUAAAUCGUCCGUUGCCACUAGAGUGACGUACGCCAUCAUCUUUUUACUAAACUCUCUCCUGUCCUGGGUCAGCCAAACGCACUCGCUGACCUCCAUGGUGGAAAAGUGGACAUGGGGAUUGUUCAAGUACGGAAACGAGUACUGCAAAAAGCACAAUUGUGUGGGAUUCACCAAUGUCCAGAGACUGGGCUUUUCGCUCGGACUGAUGCACCUGGUGCUUGCGAGUCUGCUAAUCGGCGUGAAAUCGACGUCGAAUCCGCGUGCAGUGAUCCAGAACGGCUACUGGAUGGUCAAACUGUUUGCACUUGCCUUGUUCAUGCUCAUAACGUACUGGAUCCCAGACAAGUUUUUCCUAUUCUGGGGUAAUUUCAGCUCAGUCUUUUUUAGCACCUGUUUUAUUAUGAUUAGUCUGAUUUUGCUGGUGGACUUUGCACACGAAUGGGCUGAAACGUGUAUGGAGCGCAUAGAGGAGGGCGAAAUCUAUCUGGACGAUGCAGAGACCGAAAAUAGCUGCUUGGAGGGCCCUUCGUUCUGGCGAUCGCUGCUUGUCGGGGGCACCCUGGGGAUGUAUCUAGGAGUCAUCGUUCUCACUAUCGUGAUGUACAUCUACUUCUCGCAUUCAGGAUGUGCUCUCAACACGACGGCCAUUUCGCUGAACUUGGUUUUCGUGCUCCUCGCCACUGCGCUUUCUGUCUCGCCAACCGUGCAAGAGUAUAACCCGAACGCAGGGCUCGCACAGUCGUCCAUGUGUUGCAUUUACUGCACGUAUCUGAUUUUCAGCGCCUGCCUGAGCGAACCAGAUGACAAGCUCUGCAAUCCGUUGGUCAGAUACUCGGGCACCAGAACGCUGUCGGUGGUGUUGGGCGCAUUUUUCACGUUCGGAGCCGUGGCCUACACAACGACGCGGGCGGCGGCAAACUCUGUCUUCAGCCACAGCGCAAACUCAAAUUACUCGAGCAACGCAGAAACUGUUCUGGGAGUGGUGUCGCAGCAGCCAUCGCGCAAAGAAAUGAGACUCCAGGCUAUACGACAGGCAGUGAACGAGGGAUCCUUGCCAGAGUCUGCUCUCGAGGACCCAUCGUAUUUUGACGACUCCGAGACUGAUUUGGGCGAGGAAGAGACCCUGACAAAGUACAAUUACGCGCUCUUUCACUGUCUUUUCUUCCUGGCUACGCAAUAUAUCGCUGCGCUGCUUACAAUCAACGUGGUGUAUGAGCCGGACUCCACGAGCUUCGUUCCAGUGGGCCGCACAUACUUUAACUUCGGCAUGAAGGUGGCGAGCUCGCUUAUGUGCUACCUUUUGUAUAUUUGGACGCUGGUGGCCCCGGUGCUGUUUCCUGACAGAUUUAUCUGA